UUGAUGGCAGUUCAUUGAUCGAAAACCCCAAAGCCAUCGAUACCGGCGCCGCCUCCCCAUUUCCGGCACCGCCGCCGCUGCCGAGUGAAGCAAUGGUGGACUUGGCGGCGGGAGAUGGAGAGGACCCUAGGUGGAGGCGGAGCAGCACCGAUUGCGUCUCCUUCCUCGCCUCCCGCUUCGCCUGCACCAAGGGGACGAAUUGCGAGUUCCGGCACUGCGAGGGCGCGCGGUUCAGCCCGAGCUGCUGGUACUGGUUCCAAGGCAACUGCGUCAAUCCGAGCUGCACCUUCCGCCACCCCCCAUUGGAAAGCUUGAACCAGACCAAACCCUUGGCAGAUCUACUCCCAUCAUAUUCUUCUGCGUCUGUCAAGGCAGCUAGUCCUUGUUACUUCUACUACAACUCAUACUGUAAGAAGGGUGGCAAUUGCCCCUUUCUACAUGAGCCUCCAACUUUUAACAGUGUUCUUGGAACUUGUUCUAGAGCCACCACUUCUAACAUUGCUGUACAUGGAAUUUCUGCUGUAGAAGAGAAGAUUGAAUCAUCGAAAUAUGCUCUUGCUAAUGCUUAUCAAGGCAGCCCUGAACACAUAAAGAAACACCACUCGAAAGGAGUUUCAGAGCCAAGCAGUCCCGCAUUUAAUGGAGCUACUUCUAAUGCACCUGAAACAUCAGCUGACACAGUUGGAUACAUGAACUCCACGCCAUCUGAUCUCAAUUCAGGAGAUUCAGGAAUGGAACAUGCAGAACAAGACGAAUCACGUGAUUCCUCCCCUGGAUUUGAUGUGCUUGUGGAUGAUGGACUCGUGGACGAGAUUGAUCUUGAGCAUCAAUUGGCACAGGAAAGAGACACUGAGGUGCUUAAUGCGAAACAUUAUACUGGCGACCCAAUUGUUUGUGGUCUGGAUUAUCAUGAUGCAGAGUACCAGGAACAAGGACUUAGUGACUUUGAACAAGGCUGUUAUCUUAACUAUCUUGAAGGAGUCCAAGGGCAUGAUUGUUUUACCACUUUAGGACAUAUACCAUGUAGUAGAUUAGAUCUUGUAAAGUCCACUUCUGAAGGACAUGGCAAAAGAUUCUUCGACCUAAGAAGCUUAAUGGGCUCGCGUGCUGACUUUGAUCAUCAGAACACUCAGAUUGGACACAUAUCAAAGCAAAGACCUGAGAGGAGAAGAAGUGCAAAGGGCAAGAAUGGUCGCACUAAGAGAUGUCGUAUUCAAGAACCCAGGAAUGGUUCUGAAGAGAUUGAGCAAGGAUCAAAUCAGCAUAUGCAAAAUUCGUUGAUGGGAGAUUGUUCUCGUUCUCUUGUCUGUGCAAGCAUCAGAGGACAGAAGAAGAAAAGUAAAAGAAAGCAACAACAUGCUCAUUCUGCUAGAUCAUCAAACUAUACUAAUGCAAAUGCAAAGCACCUUGAUGGUCCUGAAGAUUUUAUGGGUCCAAAGUCCCUUGCUCAGAUAAAAGAAGAGAAGCGUAGAUCAAGGUCAAGUGUUAGUCAUCCCACUGUUCACGUGGCUCAUGGGAGAUCAUCCUCAAAUGAUUUUGCGGGGCCCAAAUCUCUGAGUGAGCUUCUAAAGGCCAAGGGUAGGCCUCCUGCUGGUUAGGGAAUCAUUCUGUAGCAAGUGUAUAUGGUGACCUUGGUCAGAAUGAUGCCAGUGAAAGCUAGUUUUUGCUAUCAUAACAAUCAAAUUGGAAGUAAUUGUGUGAAACAGCAUGGAAAAUGUUGAUUUCCGGCAGUCUCUGGACAAAGUACCUGUUAAGAAGAUGGUGAGUGUGAGUGUGACUGUGAGGAGGAUGAAGGGACUGCUGGUUAGGACUUUCUUUUGCUUACUGCCGUGAUUGGUAAAUGACAUCAACCCACUUGUUUACUUAGUGUUGCUCUUAACUGUGAAAUGGUGCUUUUUGGAUAUGAACUUCUGUUGUGCUGUUGGAUACAAUCCAUUGGAUGUGGAAUAGUCAUCAACAAUCCAAUGGAUAUGGGAUAGUCAUCAACGUUCUUUACGUAGUUCUGCUCAGUUAUAUGACAUCAGCUUAUUUAUAAGAAAGAGCGAACGUUUCUACCUUUGUCCCUUCUGCUAUGAAUUAUGAUAGUUUAUGAACUUAUCGGCUUCGUAAGUUGAUUAAUUGAUUUUGCAUGGAUGAAAUUAUUAACUAGCAUGUGCAUUGUUUAUAUGAUGGGAGCCAACGUAUUGAGGCUAAAUAACAUUCUCAGCUCACUGCAAGUUAUACUCAGUCUUUUGUCAUAGUUUCUUCACCAUCUAUUUGUGGGUAAUUUUUUUCGUUAUAAACGAAAUUAUGCACAUGGAUGUUUGCUGCUUUACUGCCUUUAAUGUUAAUAUACUACAGAUUAAACUAUGUUCAGUAGCUAAAUACAAUAUAAUCCGACCAAAGACCUCCCUACUUGUCACCAUCAUCUGAGUCAUACUGAAAUUUGUUAUAGUUACACUCCUUUAUAUUCAUGUACAUUAUUGGUUUCACAGCACACCAUUUCCUCCCCACUUCAGUCCUUACUACUACAACCCACAGACUUCCUACAGAG
This is a messenger RNA of Panicum virgatum (switchgrass), 2533 nucleotides long. RefSeq names its product zinc finger CCCH domain-containing protein 34-like. The record is from RefSeq and is a predicted model, not a curated record. The transcript has 3 exons. Lineage: Eukaryota; Viridiplantae; Streptophyta; Magnoliopsida; Poales; Poaceae. Gene Ontology annotation, molecular function: metal ion binding. The coding region runs from base 93 to 1598 and encodes 501 amino acids.